GCCAGUUCCGCUCUCUGGAAGUUCAUUUCUGUGUUGAUAAAAAUAGAACAUUUCUGUCAAAGUUAACAGUUGUUUAUUUGACCCAAGAACAGAAGACCAUGGCAGGAACUGCAAGACAUGACCGGGAGAUGGUGGUAAACGCCAAGCGUCAGCUGUCAGCAACUUCAGAUCCCGUGGAGCGCCUGAGGCUUCAGUGUUUAGCAAGAGGCUCAUCUGGAAUUAAAGGGCUUGGCAGAACCUUCAGGAUUAUGGAUGAUGACAACAACCGCACUUUGGAUCUGAAGGAGUUCAUGAAAGGGUUAAAUGACUAUGGAGUCCUGAUAGAAAAAGACGAGGCCCUAAGGCUUUUCCAGCACUUCGACAGAGACGGGAGUGGGCAGAUUGACUUUGAUGAGUUCCUAAUCACACUCCGGCCACCAAUGUCAAAUGCGAGGAAAGAGGUGAUCAUGCAGGCGUUCAGAAAGCUGGAUAAGACAGGUGACGGCGUCAUUACCAUCGAAGAUUUGAGGGGUGUAUACAAUGCCAAGCACCACCCAAAGUAUCAGAACGGCGAGUGGACAGAAGACCAGGUGUUCCGGCAGUUUCUGAACAGCUUUGACUCCCCAGAUGACAAGGAUGGAAAGGUGACCAAAGAGGAGUUCUUGAACUACUACUGCGGAGUCAGCGCCUCCAUCGAGAGCGACGUCUAUUUCAUCCUGAUGAUGAGAAGCGCCUGGAAACUCUGAAAUGUGCGUGCCUUGCCAUAUGAUAUGUGCCUUUGUGGUUUUUAGUAAUCAAUAAGUCAAGCCGGGUGUAUGGAAACUGUCUGUCAUGUGUUGAAAAGGGUGGGGGGAAGUUAUUUGUAUUGCUGUAAAUACUUUUUUUUUAAAUUUAAUUUAAUUUUUAGAAGUUAUAGUUGGUUAAAUGUUAUGUACUCAAUCAUGUGUUUUCCCAGUCAUUACUUUUAUUUUUCCUUUCGGUGAGUCUUUUUUAGUGAAUCUUGUCUUUCGAUGUUGAGUGUUUAUGGUGCCUCCCCAACAACAAGCCCGUGCAGUAUGAUGUCAGUUGAAUUUCAUAGCAUUUAUUCAUGAUACCACUUUAUAUACACUAUGGACAUGCAAGAACAUCACAGCUGCAUUUUUACCUGUGCCUUGUUCAUUAAAAGAUAAUAUGAUUCGGA
Molecule: messenger RNA, 1159 nt
Organism: Engraulis encrasicolus (European anchovy)
Lineage: Eukaryota; Metazoa; Chordata; Actinopteri; Clupeiformes; Engraulidae
Gene: capslb
Product: calcyphosine-like b
Exons: 5
Coding region: 99-725 (208 amino acids)
Molecular function (GO): calcium ion binding
Source: RefSeq, a predicted model, not a curated record